Uranotaenia lowii is the source of this 4092-nucleotide messenger RNA. RefSeq names its product forkhead box protein J3 (gene jumu). NCBI's taxonomy places the organism in Eukaryota, Metazoa, Arthropoda, Insecta, Diptera, Culicidae. Bases 1359 to 3461 code for a protein of 700 amino acids. The record is from RefSeq and is a predicted model, not a curated record. Gene Ontology annotation, molecular function: DNA-binding transcription factor activity, RNA polymerase II-specific; transcription cis-regulatory region binding. The transcript is spliced from 3 exons. Gene Ontology annotation, biological process: regulation of transcription by RNA polymerase II.
CCUAAAUUCAGAGGAGCACGUUCACGUCAUUUUCCCUCGCAAAUUUUUGGAGGAAAAAUAUAGGUGGAUUUAGUGGUUCUACUGUUUUUUUUAAGUGUCUGUGUCCUGUAGGAAGUGUGUCGGAUUCGUUUGGCAGCGAAAUUUCGUUCUGAUUGUGCUUUUUUUCGUGUUAAUUUUCCGAUAGCCGGUGUUCUCUGGAGAACGGGACGUGUACUGUUAAUAGUGAGUGUUCGAAUGAAUUGGCGGCCAUUUUGAAAUCGACAUUCGUUUCCCUUGCUCUACGAACAAUGAGUCUUGGCUAAUGACAGAUUUUACGUAAUUGUCUGGUGGAUAUUGAGUUUUGUAAUUUUAUGAAUAUUCGAAAGGGUGAUCUAGAGAUAAGAAAUUUGUGAUGAUCAGGAUUUCUUAAAAUCAGUAGCGUUAAUCGAAAUUGUGCAAGUUGGACAAGGGACUAAUGAACGAAGGACACUCAUCGGUUACCAAUUUCCACGGGAACUCACCAACAAAAGCGGGAACCAAUCAGGGAAGAGAAUUAAAACUCAGGCACUCAGAGUGGGAGGGAGUCAGAUAGUGAGUGUACCAACACAUCGAAGGCGCCGGUUCGCCGUUUCUCGAUAAAGGUGUGUGAAAAUUUAGGGACCAAAAGAACGACGUCUGUUGAAAUUGUUAUUCCUCCGUUCCUGGAGUUUAGUCGAGUUCGAGAGUGGUCCGUAUGAAGUGCUGAGUGCGCGCGCGAAGAACGACUGUCCGUGUCCGUAUAUUUUCUCGCCCUACUGCUGCUAUAUUCUUCUGGCCCUGUUCCACCGUUCAUAUAAUUUCCCAACCCUCUGCGAACAUACUGAAAGCGCAAAACUGCAACAAGGGAUCACCAUCAUCAAUCACCGGAAGAAAUAAGGAUCUACAGUGUGUUUCUGUGAACCAGUUGGUAUUUUCGGUCAUUGAGGAAGAUAAGUCUUGUUAACAAAUCAGUGAUAACCACGAAGCUAUAGCAACAAUCCAGGAAACCUGCCAAGGCGUGAGCAAAUCCGGUUACCCAGCAACCACAGGCUCCUGCUUCUGUAUCAUCUCUCUCCAUACCAGCCCGCGGUCAUUUCUCUUUCCGGGAAACGUGAAUCGUUUUUGUUCGAUUCUCUGUUUUUACUUGGCAUUCCGUGGAGUUGAUUUGUGUAAACGGAAAAAGAAUAUAACCAAAAAGGGGAAUCUUCAUCGUUGUACCAAAUGUGUGUGAAAACUAAUGUGUAAGGAAGAGCGGAAAAACGAAACAGAAACCUCGACAACGGAAAUAUAAAAAUCUUACCAGAAAAAUUCACCCGCCAACACCGGUUUAUGACAACCAGUCUGCAAUCCGUGGCCUGAACAUGUUCGAAUUAGAAGAAAUGAGCAGUGGGUUUCACGACGUGUUCCUCAACAAGUAUAACGAUACCACACCGAUCAUGGAUUUGUACGUAUCGGACUCGAUGCAGGAUAUGCUGGACAUUGACAUCAAAUCUGAAGUAGCCACCGUAGUCGGUGGCGUCAAUGAGUUCAGCUCGCUGAUGAAUUUUGAUCUUCCCUCGCUGGAGCUGGAAUCGAACUCGAACGAUGCCGAAAGCGGUUGGUGCGGCGGUGGUCCAACCAAGUGGUCUUCCACCGAUAUAUACGCCGAUGUGGGAGCCUGCGUGAAUCCCAACUCGGUUAUGCCGGUCAUUUCGUCCACUACCGCAGUUCAGUCGUUGCUGAAGAGCCCGAAACAGAACGUCAAUCUCAAUGCGACAGCCAGCGUCGCGAAUGACCCCACUCUGCCCAGUCCGAAGGAACGCAAGAGUCAUUUAACGUUCUCGCCCAAUACCAUCAAAGUACCGAUGGUAGAUCAAGAAAUUAGAAAACCUAUGGUUUCAGGAUUGGCCCAAAUUCACAGGAUAAAUGGGUUGGAAUAUGUGAAGAAGGAUCUCUCAACUCACAUGCUUAAAGAUGAAGGUGGCAACAAAAUCGUUAUAAAAAAUCAUCACCCUCCGAACGGCGUAACGACUGUUAAUUCCGGUUUAGGAAUCGGCUUGGGAAAGGGUAAUACGAUCAAACUGGCUGCAGGCAUUGGUGGGUUAACUUUUGCCAAUGGCGUUCAGUUUAAAAAUCUGAAAAAUGUCCAGAAAAUAACAGCCAUCAACGCCGGAAAUACUAUCAAUGGUCUGAAGCGCGAUUCCAGUCCAGCACGGGCAAUAAACGGCACCAUUAAUCCAGGCCAAACGCAAUUGAUCAGCAUUAGCGGAGCCACUCCAAAAAUCUACAACCGCAGCAUAAUUGUACAGAGUGCUAACAAAACUUCAAAUUUGGUACAUUUAACCAACACCAACGGAAUGGUCACAACCGUAACGCAGAAAGUAAAACCGAAACCGGUUGAAAACGGUCUUCCUAAACCGGCCUAUUCCUACUCCUGUCUGAUAGCGAUGGCUCUCAAGAACUCAAGGUCUGGUUCGCUACCCGUGUCCGAGAUCUACAGUUUUAUGUGCGAACACUUCCCAUAUUUCAAAACCGCCCCAAAUGGGUGGAAAAAUUCCGUCCGGCACAAUUUGUCUCUAAACAAGUGCUUCGAGAAAAUCGAAAAACCUGUCACGAAUGGUGGCCAACGAAAGGGCUGCCUAUGGGCGAUGAAUCCUGCCAAGAUCAACAAGAUGGAUGAUGAGGUGCAGAAGUGGUCCCGGAAAGAUCCGAUGGCUAUCAGGAGAGCGAUGGUGCAUCCCGAACAUCUAGACGCACUUGAAAGGGGUGAAAUGAAGCACGGCUCAACCGGGGAUAGCGAUGGCGAGGGUGAUGACGGCGAUACUGAGGAUCAGUCAGACAUCGAGGAAGAAGAGGAGGUGGAUGGUGAAGAGGAAAUUGAAAUCGAGCAGGAUCCCGAAGGUGACAGUUUCAUCAUCAACACGCCAGAGUCAAUGCCAGAUCCGGAGACCGAGGAUGUCGAUGUGGAUUUUGACAUGGAGGUACCCGAAUUCUAUGACGACAUCAAUGUGGACUCAAAAGAAAGUUUUACCCUCGAAUACAUCCAGAAGGAUUUGCUAACGCUCGAGGAUGAGGACGAAUCGGUGUGUAUCUCUUCUCCUCAUCAAACCCAGCAACAGCAGUCGGUGCAACAUCAACCGCAACAGCAGUUAACCUUCCAGCAACUACAGCCGUUGGCUAAAAGAGCCCGGCUCGAUGUUAACUACUCCAUAACGCCAGCUGGUACGCUUUCAAACGGUAACAAUUCUGGCAGCCCGGGUAUGGUGAUCCAGAACGGCAGUGUUAUGACCACAAUUCCGGCCCCGACCACGACCACCACGAUUAACCAGAUCAGCGUGGGUGGACAGCAAUUCCAAUUCACUACAACAGCAACGGCAACUUCCGGCAAUGGUACCCAGCAAUUCCAACAGAUUCUACCGGCAGCACAUCAUCAGCAACAGCAUCACAACCGACGGAAGACUCCGCUGAUUACGCGAAUAGCUUAGAAUACUAUCUCUAAAUCAAACGGACAGAGCAGAACCCUCCCGAAGAGGUUCUGUUUAUUUUCAAGAUUGCGGUCCUAUUCCUUAACCUAGCAUCUGUUCUUCUUUUAGUUCAAAUUAACUAUUACUUAUUUUAUCUAAAAUUAGAGCCAGCUGAAAAUUUGUAUUUAACGAAAACAAUAGGCAAACAGUCAGGGAUUUUGAUUACAAAGUAUGAGAAUAUGUCACGCGCUUAGAACUCACGUACAGCACAGCAGUUGUCACGUUUUUUUUGUCGUUUCCCGUAUAUGGGAUAACCAAUCCGUAGUUUAUUCCUGGAACGGGCAAAAGCCAGAAAUAGCGAAACAAAACCUCAUUGAAAACACCACUAACUAACGCCACGAAUAUUUAUGAUUAACUUGAUUUCGUGAGAUCUCAACUUGUGAUGUAAGACUAGAAGAAAACACUGCUUAAAUGACAUCCAUUUAGCACAACACAUCCUGGUGAAACAGAGGAGGGUAGCGGAAAAGAAGGAUAUAAAGAAGUAUAACAGCAAAAGUGAGAAUCUUGAAAGUUCUUUGUAUUAUCUUUCAAAUUGUGAUACAGCUGAAUGUGGUAGAGUUUUUCUCAAUUAAUAAUAUUAUUAAUAUUAUUA